AUGCAGCUGAUCGCGCCGGCAGCUCUGCUGCUAGGGGCUCUCUUGACAUCUGCAAGCUCACUCCCACCGCAUGUCGAGGAGCUUCUCAAGAGACAAGUGCCGGCUGAGCCCAAAGAUGUCAAAACGAUCAAAUCGCCGGGGGGCGCCUCAAUUCGCUAUAAAGAGCCCGGGAAAAGUGGUGUUUGUGAAACCACGCCUGGAGUUAACUCGUACUCGGGCUAUGUAGACCUGGAUGAGGAAACGCAUAUGUUCUUCUGGUUCUUUGAAUCUAGAAACAACCCCAAUGAGUCGCCGAUCACUUUAUGGCUGAACGGUGGUCCCGGUUCUGAUUCGAUGAUUGGGCUGUUCGAAGAGCUUGGCCCAUGUAGCGUAGCCGCGAAUAAGAGCACGUCCAUCUUAAAUCCAUACGCCUGGAAUGAAGUCAGCAACAUGCUAUUUCUCUCACAGCCCAUUGGUGUCGGCUUCUCGUACGAAACCAAGGUCGCCGGCGUCAUAGAUCAGAAGACGGGGCUUCCCCUCAACUCCUCUCACCCAGAUGGCCGUUACAGUAACGUUACUGGAACCAGAUUCGAAACGACACAACUGGCUGCUGUAGGUACAUGGGAGGUUCUACAAGCGUUGCUCGAGGAAUUGCCGCGCUUGGACAGCAGAGUCAAGUCACGGAGCUUCAACCUCUGGACCGAGUCGUACGGCGGCCAUUACGGGCCGGCUUUCUACAAGUACUUCUAUGACCAGAACGAACUUAUCAAGAACGGGUCGACCAAGGGCGUCGAGCUCAACAUGCACACCCUGGGAAUCAUUAACGGCAUCGUCUCCGCGAGUAUCCAGACGCCGUAUUACCCCGAGUUCGCUGUGAACAACACGUAUGGUAUCAAGGCGGUCAAUGAUACGAUCUACAACUUCAUGAAGAUGAGCUGGGAGUUUCCCGACGGGUGCAGAGAUGCCAUCAGAUCUUGCUCUGAAGGCGACCGCUCGACGCCGGAUGGGUUGGCCGUUUGCUCGCAAGCUGUUGGCAUGUGCAGGAAUCUAGUUGAAGGGCCCUAUUAUGCCGUAAGCGGGAGGAAUCCAUACGAUAUCAGAGCGAUGAGCAAUGCCGACAUACCACCGGAGCCUUGGAUUGAUUAUCUCAACACUGCGAAGAUCCAAGAUGCUAUCGGUGUGGACAUCAAUUACACUUCCACAAACAGCCCCCAAAUCUACUCGGCAUUCGAUGCCACGGGAGAUUGGGUCUACCCUGAGCUGUUGGAAGAUCUCGAGGCCGUCUUAGACUACGGAGUCAGAGUCGCAAUGGUCUAUGGCGAUGCUGACUACAUCUGCAACUGGUUCGGUGGCGAAGCGGUUUCUCUCGCGUUAAACUACACUCACAAGGCGGAGUUCUCUGCGGCAGGGUACGCACCCUUCCUCGUCGACGGCGAAGAAUUCGGCGAGAGCCGACAGUACGGCAAUUUCAGCUUCACGCGCAUCUACGAAAGCGGUCAUGAGAUCCCGUACUACCAGCCCAAGGCGUCGCUCGAGUACUUCCGGCGCAUCCUGGGAGAUCUCGUCGUCGCAGAUGGGACUACGAAGGUCACGGCUACGUUUGCGAGCAAUGGGACUGCGAAGGCGACGCAUACUGAAACGUAUGUAACGUGGUACACAGGGCGCCCGGAAGAGGAGAAAUAAGAGAGGUGCCGAUCUCUGAGUAACGAGAGGCCUUUUUUUUUUUUUUUUUUGGACUUUCGAGACAUUCGACUAGGUACUGAAAUUGAUCGUACUACCUAUCAUAUACCCAUUGUAGGUAUAACAUGGUAAGCGGCUAGAUUAUUGUAUUAUGAAUACCAGUAGGUAGCUUUAAUUUCCAAUCUUGGCUACAGACAGGUAUCACGGGUCUAUACAAACUUCAAAUGACUUGUUCUCGAUUAAUUAA
Messenger RNA from Xylaria bambusicola, 1906 nucleotides. Its product is annotated as Alpha/Beta hydrolase protein. Gene Ontology annotation, biological process: proteolysis. Gene Ontology annotation, cellular component: fungal-type vacuole. NCBI's taxonomy places the organism in Eukaryota, Fungi, Ascomycota, Sordariomycetes, Xylariales, Xylariaceae. Gene Ontology annotation, molecular function: serine-type carboxypeptidase activity. The record is from RefSeq and is a predicted model, not a curated record. The coding region runs from base 1 to 1662 and encodes 553 amino acids. The transcript has 5 exons.